Melitaea cinxia (Glanville fritillary) is the source of this 740-nucleotide messenger RNA. Its product is annotated as keratin-associated protein 21-1-like. The coding region runs from base 73 to 666 and encodes 197 amino acids. The record is from RefSeq and is a predicted model, not a curated record. The transcript has 4 exons. Lineage: Eukaryota; Metazoa; Arthropoda; Insecta; Lepidoptera; Nymphalidae.
GGACCUCUGACGACAAUCUUUAAUAUCGGUUGUGUUGUGAUACAGCACGUACGGUGUUGUAAAUAAAAAAAAAUGUAUUUUUUGAAUAUAAUUUUGCUGCUAUGCUUACUGAGUGUAGUAGCAAGUCAACGUUUAGACUCUAGUGACUUUGGUUACUCGAGGCGAGGCUCCGGUGGUUAUGGCUUGCUGAGACCAGGAUAUGACGGAUAUGGCGGUUAUGGCGGUUAUGGCGGAUAUGGUAGUGGCUAUGGAAGUGGGUAUGGAUCCGGAUAUGGCGGCGGGUACGGCAGCGGGUAUGGCAGCGGGUAUGGCAGUGGAUAUGGCAGUGGAUAUGGCAGCGGUUAUGGAGGUGGAUAUGGCGGUUAUCCUGCCCAGUCGGGCUAUGGAGGCGGAUAUAGCGGAUACCCGGGUUACGGCGGUCACGGGUCGGGGUACCAAGGUUACGGAGGCUACCGCCCCGGUUACCGUCCUAGCUACGACUACCGCCCCGGCUACACCGGUAGUAACGUAGGCUACCCUAACUACCGCCCCGGCUACCAGUAUCGUUCAGGCAACGACCGCUACCCUGGUUACAGCAACUACAUCAGUGGUUACGAAGGUUAUGACAAUUUUAAAGUAGUAGCAAGGAGAAGUGAAGUGAAAAAUGUUGAUACUGCUGUAGUAUAGGUUUAAUGAUUUAAAGCUUUAAGCACAUUAAUUUUAUUUAUGUACAUAAUUUUUAAUAAAUUGUAAAGCAGAUA